AUGGCCCCGGACCUCCUCAAAUCCUCAGCAGCCCUGCAGCGAGUCACCCUUCCUCCCGUCAAGGGCGUCCAGCCCACGCAGGGACAGGGCAGCGGAGGAGGCGGGGCCCGGGCGCGCAGACCACGCGGAGGAGGUUUGGCGGUAGGGCCCGGAGAAGGAGAGCUGGGGGCCCCCAGGCCCAGCUCAGGCCCUGGCGGGAGCCUGCUUCCAGCUCUCCGGGCGCUCGGAGGCAACAGGGCCCUGGGAGGGGGUGCAGUCCCCGCCCGGGAAGCCCGGGGCGGGGGGCUGCUGUGGCGGCCGCAGGGGGACCCCUUGGCAGAGCCACAGUCUGAGGGCGGCUUCCGUGCCUCACCCGCCCCCAGUGCCGCAGCUGUUGCUGGACACGAGGCCGAUGAUCUGUUCCAGCUUCUGGCGCAGCUUCUGCUUCCGGCAAGAGGCGUCCAGGUCCAGAGCGCCAGGAAUCCGGUCCUGAAGCCCGCGCGUCUGUCUUCCCUGCCCACCUGCUCUGCAGUCACACACCAGGCAGAGACAGAAUUGUUCCUAGUGGCCAUCACCCAGACUUUUACCUGGAUAAAACACAAAGGCCCUCAGGGGUCCAACCAGCGGUCUCACCUUGACAACUCAACUGCCCUUGCUGUCUCCAGCCACUCUCCCCAAACCAGGCCUCGUGUUCAGGUCUCUCUGUCUUCUUCUCUGGCCGGUUCUUCUUUCCUCCCAGGGAAGCAGGCGGAGCGCCCGCCCAAGCUGAGUCACAAGGAAAGCCUCAGCUCGCCCCUCCUGCAUUCUGUGGCGACCAGACAGCCCCACGACGAGUGAGUCUUGUCGUUACUGCCCCAGUCUGGAGUUCCUUCCCCAAAUGUCACAAGUACGGUUUGAGCCACCGAGGAAGGUUGUGGUGCAUGUUACCCCAGACUGCCUCUGGCCUUGUGGACGGAUGUGUUUCCAGCGCAUAUCGACAGAAACCAGAAGCCAUGGUGAGAGGCGACCCAACCGUCAUCUCGGAAUUCCUCCUCCUGGGACUGUCCGAGGUGCCUGAACAUCAGCCCCUCCUCUUCUGUCUGUUCCUGUGCACGUACCUGGUCGCUGUGGUGGGGAACCUGCUCAUCGUUCUGGCCAUC
Molecule: messenger RNA, 1118 nt
Organism: Hippopotamus amphibius kiboko
Lineage: Eukaryota; Metazoa; Chordata; Mammalia; Artiodactyla; Hippopotamidae
Exons: 5
Coding region: 1-816 (271 amino acids)
Source: RefSeq, a predicted model, not a curated record